AUGCCCUGCUCAAUCCCAUCAAAGAAUCAUGCUUCCAUCUGGGAAGAUGCUCCAUUCCUUCAAGGGUCAACUCGGUUUGAGCCUCAGUCCGAGAUCAACAACAUCAUGAUCACAGGCGGUGCUGGUUUCAUGUUCAUCCACGUAUCCACCGAUGAAGUGUAUGGAGAAGUCAAAGAUGGCGGAAAAGAUCUUCUGGAGGACGCCCUACUUCUCCCGACGAACCCAUAUGCGGCAUCCAAGGCAGCUGCGGAGAUGUAUGUAGAAGCUUAUCGCAAANGCUUCCAGGUCCCGGCUAUUGUCGUGCGUAGCAACAAUGUUUACGGACCACACCAAUUUCCUGAGAAGGUUAUCCCCAAGUUCUCUAUGCUCUUACAGCGCAACCAGAAACUGUCACUUCACGGCGAUGGGACGCAUACCAGGAGAUAUCUUUAUGCUGGCGAUGCAGCUGAUGCGUUCGACACCAUACUCCACAAAGGUCGAGUUGGUCAUAUAUAUAACGUUGGCUCUUCGGACGAGAUUUCCAACUUCACGCUCUGCUCUAUGCUGUUGGGAGAGUUCGAACUUUCCAACGAAACCAAAGACGAAGUCUACGAACACGUGGUCCACUGCGAGGAUCGUCCUUUCAACGAUCAUCGAUAUGCUGUGGAUGGCUCAAAACUCAAGCAGUUGGGAUGGCAACAGAAGAUGCCGUUCAAAGAAGGUCUUCGUACCACCGUCGACUGGUACCGGAAAUAUGGCGCAACAUGGUGGGGCGACAUAUCAGACCGGCUCACUCCAUUCCCUACAGUACCGUCAGAAGAGCAGAUUGAUCGGGCAAGAGACACAGAGCUGGCGAGCUCUCCUAUCAGGCAGAAGAAGAACGGAAAGCGUGGAUUCGAUGAUGUCGAUGGAUCGCCAGACGUGAAAAGACGCAAAGAACAUGAACACAUCGACUCUGUUCUUGGUGCAGUCAAAGCCUAA
Aureobasidium uvarum is the source of this 960-nucleotide messenger RNA. Lineage: Eukaryota; Fungi; Ascomycota; Dothideomycetes; Dothideales; Saccotheciaceae. The record is from the annotation of a GenBank genome assembly.